Messenger RNA from Polypterus senegalus (gray bichir), 2318 nucleotides. It is a transcript of the gene cbfb, whose product is annotated as core-binding factor subunit beta. The record is from RefSeq and is a predicted model, not a curated record. Gene Ontology annotation, cellular component: core-binding factor complex; nucleus. Gene Ontology annotation, molecular function: sequence-specific DNA binding; transcription coactivator activity. The transcript has 6 exons. Gene Ontology annotation, biological process: regulation of transcription by RNA polymerase II. NCBI's taxonomy places the organism in Eukaryota, Metazoa, Chordata, Cladistia, Polypteriformes, Polypteridae. The coding region runs from base 459 to 1022 and encodes 187 amino acids.
UUCUGAAUGAGGGGUGCGGGGUGUGCAGUUGUAGCUGGGAGUUAGUGGAGUCAGGAAGUAAGUUUGACUUUCUGUCGAGAGGAGACUGGCGGUUAAGCGCUGAGCAGCGCCGCGAUAAACCAUAGUUUUCGGUGUUGACGAGAAAAAAAGAGGGCACCUGAAGAAAACAAUAAGUCACCAAAAGGAGAACUGUUUGUUAAAAAAAUAAUCUAGUACCGGCACUGUUUACAACUUGAGUCGUCUCUAAACGGAAGGAUUUGAUGCUUCAUUAUUUCUUCUAACACCAGUCCCUUCACCUAUUAAUAUCCUUUACUAGUAAAGCAUUCUCGCUGGGGUUACCCGACUUGUAGAUUCUCGGAGGAAAAUAGGAAACGAAGAUACGAAGAGUCGCCGAGGGUCUCGGAGCUACUAAGGUACCCUCCUCCCGCCACUCACGUCCACCACUUACAGCGGGCAACAUGCCGCGAGUCGUGCCUGAUCAGAGGAGCAAGUUUGAGAACGAGGAGUUCUUCAGAAAGCUGAGCAGAGAAUGCGAGAUAAAAUACACUGGUUUUAGAGAUCGCCCCCACGACGAAAGGCAAGCGAGGUUUCAAAACGCAUGCCGGGACGGCCGAUCGGAAAUAGCUUUUGUGGCAACUGGAACCAAUCUAUCUCUGCAAUUUUUUCCUGCAAACUUGCAUGGAGAACAGAGGCAAGUGCCAACGAGGGAGUAUGUGGAUUUUGAGAGAGAGACAGGAAAGGUCUAUCUCAAGGCCCCUAUGAUACUUAAUGGAGUCUGUGUUAUAUGGAAAGGAUGGAUUGAUUUGCAGAGACUUGAUGGUAUGGGGUGCCUGGAGUUUGAUGAUGAAAGAGCCCAGCAUGAAGAUGCAUUGGCACAGCAGGCUUUUGAAGAAGCUAGAAGGAGAACAAGAGACUUUGAGGACAGAGACAGGUCUCAUCGAGAAGAUUUGGAGGCAAGAAGGCAGACAGACCCUAGUCCAGGGACUAAUAUGACAGGUGGAGAUGACAUGAAGCUCCGCUAACCAAUGCCAAAGACAUCUUUUUUUGGGUCUUUGUUCAGGCAUUUUUAACAACCAGCAUUUAAUCCUAUUUGACAUGUUUACUGGAGGCCAAAAUCAAGAAGGCUUAUGGAGAGUAAUCAUCCUGUUCUUCCUGGUCAAUGGCUGGGAGCAGUCAGCACCUGCUGCCAGCAUUUUUGCACUAUGCUAAUGAUAAAAUUUAUACAUUAAUUAGUGUAUGCAUAUAGCUAUAUUUGAUCCUUUGUAAGCAUUAUUCCUAUGCAAGUGCCCUGCCCCCCAAAAAUUUGCCCUUCUUGUCAUGUAAAGCUUUGUGUUGUAGUCAGUUUUAGCAUUUUAGUUACAGGACGAUUUAUAUUUUAUAUAGGUCAAAUACGUUUCUAAUUAUGAGAUUAUAGUGUUCUGUGUCAGCUUUGCCUUUUAAACAAGCCUCUGUGUGGUUUAGCUUUUAACUUCUAAAUACUUUACGGUAUUUUUAUUCUUGUAUUCUAAGAUUCUGGUAUAUUUGUCAACUAAGACGGUUUAGUUUUUUUAUGUGGUGUAGCGGGUUGCCUCUGUAAACUAAAUGUAUUUAACUGUUUGCAUCAUGCAUUUAAAAAAAUGUAAAAUACUCAAAUUGGAUUUGCUCAAUCAUUACAAAUUCUAUAUUUUUUUUUACACACACACACACACACACACACACACACAUAUAUAUAUAUAUAUAUAUAUAUAUAUAUACUGAUGUAUCUCCUGUGUUGGACUUGUAGCCUGUUUCAGAAUGGUCUUUUGUAAAAUGUGUAUUUCGGUAAAUAUAAAAGGAAAAAAAUGAAAUACACCAGGUUUAUCAUUAAUAUGACAAUUUACAAAUUUUAAUUUGCAUUUCUGUAUACUGGGAGUUUCUAGUACAUGCAGUGUUAAAGUGGAUGCUCUGUUAAAUCAUGCUUCUAACAAACAACUUUUUCUGCAGUGGGGGCUUUGAACUUUCACAUACUGUACUUUAACAAAGGUGUUUUUAUAAUAAAGACAUUUACUGAUACAACAUAGCUGAUAUUUUCAUCAUAAAGCUAUUUCCACCAGGAGAAUUUUAAUAGUUUACAUAGUGUACCUUAAGCAUGACAGACACCAAUAAUAACAGUGUUGACAUAAAAAAAAAUUGCCUGUACAUUUAGCAGCUAUUUUAGUUUAAUUAGAGCAGUUAUCCUCUGCCACUGUAUCCUUCAGAAUUGUAAUAUAAACAGGACUGCUCAAAGGUGUUUCCUGGAUUUUGUAUAAAUUUGUUUUAUCUGCCAAAAUAAAAUAUUUUAAAUGAUUUAUUUUGAUUUA